AAUCACAUCGCUCCUUUGGGGAGGGGGGAAUUAGAGCCCCCGUCCCACUUCCGGUUUGGAAGCCUUGGGGGAACCUUCCUGGGCGUCGGACAUGCCGUCACUUCCUGCCUGCGGGAGCCAAUCAGAGCGCUGCUUUCGCUCCCAGCCGCUUCUCUUGCCUUCUUGGCUCUUUCGACCGAGUAGUUUCAGUUCCGGGCUGAAGCCGUUGACGACUCGCUCUCUUCGGUCCUUGUCGGCCGCAGGUGCCUCGCGUCUUCCCCGGCAAAAGGGGCUCCAGCUUAGGCCGAUGGAGGAUUCCGAAAACCAGACCGAGGUGAUCUUGCUGGCGUGCGGCUCCUUCAACCCCAUCACCAACAUGCACCUUCGGCUUUUCGAAUUGGCAAGAGAUCACCUGCAGGAAACAGGGAAAUACAAAGUGGUCCGAGGGAUCAUUUCGCCUGUGGGGGACGCCUAUCUGAAGAAGGGCCUGGUCAACGCCAGUCACCGGGUGGCCAUGGCAAGACUCGCAGCGGAAAACUCGGACUGGCUGGAAGUCGACGACUGGGAAAGCAACCAAAAGGAGUGGCAAGAAACCAUCCAAGUCCUCAGAUAUCAUCACCAGAAGCUGAAGCAUUCCUAUUCUGCCAACAGUGUGGAAGAUGCCCGUCUUCCAAACAGAACAACCCGGAAAAGAAAGAGGGCAGCUGUGAGCCAACUCCCUGUUAGAAUGAAUCAACCCAAACGAAAAUGCCUCCCCCAGCUGAAGAUUCUGUGUGGAACAGAUGUUCUGGAAUCCUUCGCAGUGCCCAAUCUCUGGAAGCCGGAAGAUAUCCAGGAAAUCGUUUCGAAGCAUGGCAUGGUUUGCGUUACCAGGCUGGGGAACCACGCCCAGAAGUUCAUCUACGAGUCGGACACGCUGUGGAAGCACAAGGAGAACAUUGACCUGGUGGAGGAGUGGAUCACCAACGACAUCUCGGCCACCAAGAUACGGAGAGCCCUCAGGAGGGGCCAGAGCAUACGGUACCUGGUGCCUGACUCCGUCCAGUCCUACAUCAAGCAGCACAAUCUGUACACCGCAGAAACCGAAGACCAGAACGCAGGGGUCAUUUUGGCUCCUUUGCAGAGAUACGCGCAGGAGCCCGUCAAAGAUUGAUUGGCACAAGGAUGGAGUGGGGAGAGAGCAGGAAUAGGGGGCAGCUUGGCAAGCUGGCUGCGGUUUUAGCUGCUGUCUCCCACCUGGUGGAAUCCCAUUGCAUGCCCGGUUUGAAUUUUGCAAAGUGACCAGCUUACCAGCCCAAAUAACCACAGAUUCCUGGUUUGUUUUGUGACUUGCAGAAAACUGGUGAACUCAACACUGAGCUUCUGCAAAUGAAAUAAAGAGGUUUAUGGAGUGACAGCAAAGCCCAUUUGGCAAGUAGCUCUGGUUUCAACCAGAACUGGUGCCUCUGGGAAGCCACAGAUACGGCUCGGCUUUGAAUCGAUGGCUGACACCACUGCGCGGCGGUUUGUACGUGAGCCUGAGGCCUGCUUCUCAUUUCUUAGCCCCGAUGAUGUCCUGUUUUUUUAGCCCUUGCUCCAGUUUUGGGAGGCAGUGAGAGACGGGGGCUCCGCAAAGAAGUGGAGGGGUGCUAUUAAAUGGGCCAGAUUUUCUUUCCCUAAAAAUGAAUUUACGUGAAGGCCUAUAUCAGUGAUGGCGAACCUUUUUGGCACCAAGGGCCCAAACCGGAAUGCGCGUGAAUGUACGAGCGUCAGAGUGCCGGAAAUCCGAAGACCAGCUGGCCGGUGCACGUUUGCAUAAUGGAAAACCGAAGACCAGCUGUUUGGUGCAUGCAUGCCUGUUUUUUUGCCGUUUUCCAGGCCAUUUUGGGGGGGGGCGUUUUCAGGUUGUUUUAGGCCGUUUUCGGGCCAUUUUUCGGGUCGUUUUCAGGUCAUUUUUGGGCUGUUUUCAGGCCUUUUUUGGGCUGAAAACGGCCCAGAAAUGGCGUGAAAACGGCCCCAAAACAGCCAUUUUUUGGGCCAUUUUCUGGUGCUCUAGCACCUGCAGAUACCAGCUGUCCGGCACGCCGGAAACCAAGAGCAGCUGGCAAAGGCUCUUGUGCCCACAGAGAGGGCUCAGCGUGCCACUUCUGGCACUCGUGCCAUUAGGUUCGCCAUCAUGGGCCUAUAUCUUUAGAUAAUU
Molecule: messenger RNA, 2158 nt
Organism: Pantherophis guttatus
Lineage: Eukaryota; Metazoa; Chordata; Lepidosauria; Squamata; Colubridae
Gene: NMNAT1
Product: nicotinamide nucleotide adenylyltransferase 1
Biological process (GO): NAD+ biosynthetic process
Cellular component (GO): nucleus
Molecular function (GO): nicotinamide-nucleotide adenylyltransferase activity; nicotinate-nucleotide adenylyltransferase activity
Source: RefSeq, a predicted model, not a curated record